This is a messenger RNA of Ziziphus jujuba (common jujube), 2531 nucleotides long. RefSeq lists its product as uncharacterized. The record is from RefSeq and is a predicted model, not a curated record. Lineage: Eukaryota; Viridiplantae; Streptophyta; Magnoliopsida; Rosales; Rhamnaceae. Bases 1048 to 1911 code for a protein of 287 amino acids. Gene Ontology annotation, cellular component: snRNA-activating protein complex. Gene Ontology annotation, molecular function: sequence-specific DNA binding. Gene Ontology annotation, biological process: snRNA transcription by RNA polymerase III; snRNA transcription by RNA polymerase II. The transcript has 7 exons.
AUUAUUCAAAUACUGAAACAUCAUCUUCUUUAAAAGAGUUUCAAAGAUUUGGGUUUCCCCAUAACCGCUCAAAAGUUCUCUGCAUAUUAUGGGUCUUCCCUAGGAGAAAAUAGUCGUUGAUGUUCCCAAUAUCGACAUGGUUGAUUCUUAUUUAUACCCACCUCCACAUUCUCUCUAUUUCCAAUAAAAUUGACCAAAGAAAGAAGGAGAUUAAAGCUUUACAUGAAUUUCAGCAAUUCCAACCAAGAUGGAACGGUGGAGAUCAAUUUCAUUUACCCAUCCGGCGAGCUUCAACAUAAUCAGCAACGCAGAUUUGGAAAAGAAGACAAAGUUUGAGAGAGAAAACAUUAUUCAAAUAUUGAAAAUAAAAAUAAAAAAUAAAAGGUUUUUAGUAAUUUUACACAAGAAUGCAGUGUGAGAAGCAAAAUGGGUUGUGUAACUAGCAACACUCCUGUUUUUUCCAUUUCUGUUUUACGGAACUUGGUUCAAAGAGUUCUCUUUCCCUCUCUUUGAACCCAAAAAAAACUAUAGCUUCUCACAAGCCCAGAAGGCCCUUGCUUGCAGUCGCCAUAUUUACAAAGGUCACGCUUCCUCUUCUUCUGCUCCAAAAAUUCAGUCUUUAAUCUUAUUCUUUACCCUCUACUCUACUCGAAACCCUUUCAAACUCCAGCGGCAAACCACCACCGUCAUACAUACGCCAUACUCACUGUCUAUCAAAGCUUUUUCUCCUUUGCUCUGCAAAUUGACAACUUCAAUUAUAUUUUCUUGAUUUAUAGUUUUUGGCCGGAGUGGGAAGAAGGUGUGACUGGACAAAGAAGAAACAGCAACAAUUAAUUCCCGUUUAUGUGGGUUUUUGUUGCAUAAAUUAAUAAUAAAUAAACUCACCUCACACUGUUCAAAGAGUUUGGCGGUUACUGAGAAUUCCAGAAAAUCCAAGCUCUUUGGCGGUUACAGAGAAUUCCAGGAUACCCAAUCUCUGUUUCAAUUCAAAGCAUUCGCUAGCUUAGUGGCCUUUGACAGAGAAACUGUUCAAAGACUUUGAGUUUGAUGGAUGUCAGUCCGUUCAAGCAGGACAUCGAUGAUCUUAUAGAUGAGUUCGCUCAGGUUGAGUCAACAACUUUGGCGGAUAUGAAAAGAGUAUGGCUUUCAAGAAAGAUGUCUUACAUAUACGAGGCUUCUCCUUCUUCCAACUUGGCCUUCUUCAUGCAAUCUUUAUACGCCCACUCAAUUGGAUACACGAUCAGUAAAGCUUCUUUAUCAUACAGACUGGGUGGGCUCUAUUGCCUUUAUUGCCUCUAUGAGACUCAGCCAUUCAAACCUCCUUUCAAAAUUUAUUUAUCUCUUGAGGAGCUGAAGAAACUUAAAAAUCUUGUUGUUGAUGCAAAAGAAAUAAAUUUAAAAGUUGUAUCUGCUUUGGUGAAGAGAAUGCUUGAAAAGAACAUGUUCCUAUUUGGGUUUGUUGACAUAAAUGAAGGCUCCAUUUCAGAGACAGUAAACCAACUUACAGAAUUACAGAAUGCCCGCAUUCAAGUCGCAUACAAAGAGUUAUUUGGUAAUACUCGGAUUGAGGACUUCCUCCACAUGGACAUGGGCAUGGAAGUUGACCUGGAUGUGCUAAAGAAAAUGUCAACAGAAUAUGCAGAGGCCAAGAAGCUGGCUAUCAGUGGGGCCAGCCAGGUUGUGGAUGUUGAAAACAUAAAACACAUAGCAGAGGAUAGUAUAAUGGUUGGAGAUGCAGUUGAGAAGAUUACUGAGGAAUGGAAUGUCCAAAAGCAACUGUUCUACGAACAAACAGGAUUGAAUCGGCAACUUCAAGGUGAAUAUAACCAACAGAAACAACUACUUCUGCUACAAGACGGGGAUGACAGCUAUUCUGAGAAGCUUGAACAAUUUCUAUCUGAAACAUCAUAGGCUCAUCUUCCAUAUUCUGAUUUCCUCUAUAGACUAGCAAAGUUCAGGGUCAGGUAUUCUGUUGGGUGUAAAUGUUAUUGAUUCUAUUCUAUUUUCACUUUGCAUUUAUUAGAAGCCUCUGUAUCUAGUUUUGUUUCUAUAAAAGACAGUAUCCCCUCUUCAGUUCUUUUCUAGAUGGACUCUGAAAUGAACCAAUCAUUUCUUUCUUCUUGUGCUUCCCAUGAAAUUUAAACUAUAAUAUGGUGAAAGAAUAAUAGUAUGAUUAGUAUGAUCAAAACGAUUUCGGCUGGAAAAAAAAAAAAAUUGUAUGAUCAAAAUGACCGUUCUUAGCUGCUUGCUAAGAAUGAAGCUGGUUCUUCAAAUUGUGUUGAAAUGGGAAUAUAAAAGUUUCAUGUAAGAAAAACAGAUACAAACAGCAAAGAAAUAUCAGUAUCACUAUUUUCUAUUAGCAUACAGCAGAAGACAAAACAUAAUAGACAUGGGAAAUUGGCAACAUAAACAAAUUUAUUGAAAUUUCUUUUCCUCUAUGACAUUACAUUCGCUCAUCAUGGACGCAAGUGACAACAAAAAGAAAAGUAAUUGGACGAAAAUUAAAUAUAUUUAUAUAUAUAUUAAAAUAU